This is a messenger RNA of Sordaria macrospora k-hell, 1368 nucleotides long. RefSeq lists its product as uncharacterized. The record is from RefSeq and is a predicted model, not a curated record. Lineage: Eukaryota; Fungi; Ascomycota; Sordariomycetes; Sordariales; Sordariaceae.
AUGUGCGGGCAUACAAAGUUCCGAGAGGCUCGAUGCAGUCCGCCAAUUUUUCACUGGAACGGGAAGCAUAAGCUCUGCAAGAAGCAGCCUGUAUAUCUACAGAGCACAAAGGACGAGAUCUGCACGCAAUGCAGGACGAGAAGGCUAGAGGCGAGUAUGGCCAGAAGUAAUAAAGGGCAUGCGGAGGAGCAACAUCGUCUAAAGGAGAUUCGCUCCGGCUUGAUCGUCGCCUCAAAAAGCAGGAAACCCACCACUUGCUCUCAUAUCCAGGCGAGCAGCGAGGAGCUGUACAAGGGAGCUCAGAAUGAGGAAGGAGCCGCCAAAAACACAUCCGCCACACCUGUGCGUCAUAUUGGAUUGGACCAUUUCCGAUGCCGGAUAGGUCUCAGCCACACCGAACCGUGUAUACGGGCAACGGAUCAGAUUUACCAGCCUCCUCACUAUCACAAGACCACAAGUGCUAAACCUGCUGCACAUGAGGGAGUAAGAGCCUUAUUCCAGUUGAGAGGCAGCGCAAACCCAGCGCUCAGUAAAUGCGACAAAAGGCGGCCUAGACUGAGCCUGCCCCAUGACAACAUCAAGACUGCCACCGGUGCUGGAGGCAGACAUGACGAGCAAAAGAUGGCAUUGCGUGGCCCGAGGGCCUUGCAAGAGCCCCAACUACCCCCAAGAGGAAACUGGAAUCUCAUUGAGGUCACUAAGCCUGUAUCCAGAGAAGAUCAUGGGGGAAAAGCGAGAUUGCAUGGGCCGAGGACCAUGCCAACUCCUCAUCGCAUCAUCAGGAAGGACUGGAAUUUGAUGACUGCUACGAAUCCCGUCAGAAGAGCCAACGGAGGAAGGUUACACUUGCGUGGGCCGCAGCCCAUCACGAGCCUGACACCGACCCCGAAGCCAAACCCAAUCCCGAGACCGGACCCAGCUGCCAUCAGCUUUGGGGCUCGCCACCGCAAGGCCUUCAACUCCGAGCCUCUCAUCAGGCAGGAAGUGCACCUCCCAAUCCAUUCAUCCGUCCGGGAAAACCAGCAACUCAUCGGUCCAGAUACAGUACCUAACCUACCAGUGUCCUACAAACCGGUCCUUGCUGGCCGACACCCCCUCCAUCGCGCCCUACCGCCAAUCCCAGACGAAGCCUACCCCGAGCAAGCUAUGAACUGCCAACCACCUCCGGUGCCGCCGCACUUGGUGCUACCUCGGAGGAAAGUUAUUGGCAUGCCCAUGAGCGACGACCCUGGCUCGGACCUCGUGCGGUACUUGGCAGCCCCGGAGGCCCCCGUAGGCACCUAUUUCGGCCGAGAAAUGGUGCAUUCCGGCUGGCAGCCACCUCGGUGUGAGACUGUUGUUAGCUCCUUCUUGGAGUAUCAGCCAUAG